AUGUUUUCUAGACAAGAAACAACUAAUAAUGGCAAAGAAUUCUUAAAAGGUAUUUAAUAUUUUUAACAUGAUUAAGCAGACAUUACUAACUUCUCAAAUAAUGUUGACCAGAGAUGUAACAUAGCCUUAGCGUUCAAUUAUUCAUCGAGUAUGAAAACCUUGCGAUAAGUCUUCGAAAGAGCAGAAAGUUGGGGAAACUCACAAAACUUAGGCAUUAGCAAAUAACAACACACAGUCAAACUUAGAAUUCAUAAAAUUAAAGCAUUAAGAUCUCUAAGAAUACUCAUAAUCCUCAUGGGUAUUUAGGAAUUUCAGAUGAAUGAAUUAAGAGAAAAAAUGAUACACAUGAAUCUAAACGAAAUUGACAGCAUUAUCAAAAAGCUACUUGAUAUGGUCUGUUCAUCGAGCCAGAACUUAAAUAAGAUAUCGUCUAAACUAAUUGAGUACGGAAUUUACAUGAACAUCUCACAACUACUAAACAGAAUCUAAUACUAGAUAUUUGAGCCUUUACUUUCAAAUAUACUUUGGCUAUUGGAGGACUUGUCUAAUUUGGACUUCGAAAAUAUUGAGUAAAUUAUCAGUACCAAUAUUCUGCAUAAAGUUUUUGAUAUUUUGCAAAAUGUUUUAAGCUUCUAUGAGGAAAUGAGAGGCAAAUUCUUCGAAUAAGAUCAUUUGAAAGCAGGCUAAAUAUUACUAUAAUGCUUGACAGUCAUUGGAAAUGUUGCUGCAGAAAAUAAGUAGUCUAGGAAAGAGCUUUUGAAAUACAAAACUUAUGAAAUUAUAAUGGAAAUUGCAAAGAAUUAGAUUUUGAUUGGAAUACCAGAUAUGAACGACAAAUUAAUUUGGAUAUUAUCAAACCUAACGCUAGACUUCAAUUAAUCAGACCUUACAGAAGAAAUUACUAAUGAAAUGAUAUAUCUUAUCUUAGAUAAUCUUUACUCGCAUGAAAUAGGAAUUGUCUUAAAUUCUCUCGAUAUUAUAAUAAACAUUACAAAUGUCCAGCCAGGUCCAUCAGCAGAUGCCUUUAUAAAAAACGAAUAAGUUAAUUAGGUACUAGCACCUGGUCCUUUGUUUAAAUGGAUUUUUCAAAUGAUUGACAGUUUUGCUGCUUAAGAUCAAGUGGCACUUGACUUUAACUAAUAAGAACUGAAACUUCCAGAAAAAAUUAUGGAAUGCAUCAGCAAUUUUUUAGCUUCUGAUGAUAGCAAUAUACAAUAUUUGCUAGAUAUUGGCAUCGAUGACUACAUCUCUUGUUUAUUUGCUUGGAAUAAAUAAGAUUCAGGUCUUUGUGGAUAAAACUAGCUUAGAUAUGAAUUACUUUUGACAAUAAUAAUGAUCAAUCUCUGUAAUUCCAUGGCUUUUGAAUUUGGCAGGUAAUUAUAUGUAGAAUACGGAAAGUUCAAUUGCAUUUUAGAGAGAGUUAUGAGCAAUGUCAUGUCUAAAAAUGAUAGAUUGAGAAAAGAAUCUUUAGUGUUAAUAGGACUACUACUUUAGAAAUAAAAAGAUUAUGAAGUGAAAGCAUAUAUUGCUAUAAAAUACAAAAUAAUUCCUACAAUACUGGAACUGUUAAGAUAUGAAAAAAACUAGAGACUUAUUUUCUAUGCUGUUGAUAUACUAGAACUUUGUUUGAUCAGAGAUAUUGAAACGUACUAUUAGCAAUAUGACAUUAUUGAUCACAAUUACGAUCGAACUAAAAUUAUCAAUAUGGAUUUGCUAGAAUUAUUCUUUGAUAAUGAUGGUGCUGAUGUUUUUUACAGAAUUAGGACAGAUUUACAAUAUAAUCACCAGAUUGUAUAUAUGAUAAGUAAAUUUGAAGCUAUAUUCUUUGUCCUAGAACCUAAAAACUGCUAUCAACAUUGCUAAUAUCUUGAAGAAUGA
Messenger RNA from Stylonychia lemnae, 1878 nucleotides. The record is from the annotation of a GenBank genome assembly. NCBI's taxonomy places the organism in Eukaryota, Ciliophora, Spirotrichea, Sporadotrichida, Oxytrichidae.